Messenger RNA from Actinia tenebrosa (Australian red waratah sea anemone), 1357 nucleotides. RefSeq lists its product as uncharacterized. Gene Ontology annotation, molecular function: protein binding. Lineage: Eukaryota; Metazoa; Cnidaria; Anthozoa; Actiniaria; Actiniidae. The record is from RefSeq and is a predicted model, not a curated record.
UGAGUAGCCGCUUGCUGGGAUUCUCAAGAACAAAGCCGUUAACACCUCAUUAUCAACAGAUCAAAGAGACUCUGGAGCAGAUAAAUCGUGGAUUGAUCGAAUAGGAUCAAACAGCAUUUUCUUCGUCACAUGCAAGGAGAUUAAACUUCGGCGUGUUACAGAUACUUUUUCUCUGAAUUGCGGAAGAGUUUCGAGGGUUUUUUUUUUACGUUGUGGAUCGAGAUGGAUCGCAGAGUCAAGUUUCCUCAUGAGCUAGUGUUUCAUGAUAUGGUCAAAGAUGGAGACUCCUCCGAGAUGUCGCAUUUCCUAAAACGUCCGAGUGUCGAUCCCCAAGGUAUUAUCAAUUCCAGAGGAGAUCAGUCAGGCCCGGCAUUACACCAACUCGUCAAAGAUGGAAAUCUAAAAUGUGUACGUGUYCUGGUCAAUCUUGGAGCUGAUGUUAACAUGCAGGAUGAUGAWGGCUUUCGACCACUUCAYCAUUGUGCCUACACAGGGAACUUCGAUAUGGCUAAAUUUCUGAUGAAGAGAGGGGCUAACCCUGACCUGACYGAUCACCAAGGCCGUACUCCAGUGGAUUUGACUGAAGACUUUGAUAUGAUUGAACUACUCAUGAUGUAUUCGCCAGAAGAAAGACGAAAGAGCAUGUCCAAGUGAUGCAGYAUUUAGAUCGCGUUUAUUCCGGUGUCCUGCCGUUUUUUUGCGCUUAAUCACUUUAUGAUGAUUGGGACAUUGUCGCAUUUCGGGACGUCCGCACGCCCAAGCAAGAUCGAUGAGAUUUAGAACGAAGCUAAUACRGUCUAAGGACGUUUAAGGACCUAAAAGUGCGCCAUUAUUCCUUUGGUGCGAGGCUUUAGAACAAAGAAAAGAUGGAGCGACAAAAACACRAAAUGUUUACUUAAAGUACAGCUUUUGAGAAAUGACAGAUGCAAUAAGUGGCACACGUUCUACCGCCAUCUUUGCAACGGGCCGAAAAGAAAUCCCGCAGUUUAGUUAAUAUUAAUAUAUAUUGUUAUUAACUAAAAUAAUUACAAAAACAACGCAUGUGAAGGUUAUGGCAGAAAGUUUUUCUGGACAAGUAAAUGUGUUUCUAUUAUCAGUCCAUUGUACAUUUUCGUACAUUUAAUUAAGUUUGCAUGGUUUCAUGCGUGUGCUUUUUGCUUGUUCAACUUUAGAAUCAAAGUUGAAAAAAACUAGGCGUAAAUCAAAUGAAAACUCGUAUAACGGCAAAUGCAUGCAACGAGAAACGYAGURAAUUAAGCAGGUUUGAUACUAAAUMGGGUAAAACAAGGMAAUGUWRUURUAAUAUAGAAACUCGAUGCGAUUCAUUAAAUUCAAUGUAACUGCAUUUUUUAAACUA